AAACUAACAGUUCAAAGUAUUUUAUGCGAAGCUAAUUUAAUGUAAGCAUGUUGCUGUUUACUGUACAAAUUGUUUUAUUUCUUUUAUUGGCACAAGACCAAUUAAUUAGUUGUAAACAUAUUCAACUAAAAAAUAAAGAAACUGUCGCUAGAUAUGGGAGAAGCUUAGAUUUGUUGAUAAACCAACAAGAAUCUACAGAAACGAGUAAAUCAGACACCCAGCUGAGAUUAUUUCCAGAUGAUAAGCAAAACAUUGACCUCAAUGAAUUAUUUGAUAAUUUUAAAAGUCAGAAAACAGAGAAAAUUAUAUCAGAGCAAAAUAUGAAUCAUACUCAGACCGGCCACAUAUUCUUCUCAAAAGCACACUGUCCUAGAGGUGAAAGUCUUAUUAAAAUAGGAUCCAAACUGGUUUGUAAGAAAGUCUGGAAUUUUUAUAACUAUAGAUAAUAGUCUUAAUAAUAAUUUUAAACUCCUAAAAACUAAUAUAUGUGGCAAUAACAAAAAUGUAAUAAAGGAAUAUUUCAAACAGUAAAAUAUA
Sitophilus oryzae (rice weevil) is the source of this 537-nucleotide messenger RNA. RefSeq lists its product as uncharacterized. The transcript has 3 exons. Bases 48 to 446 code for a protein of 132 amino acids. NCBI's taxonomy places the organism in Eukaryota, Metazoa, Arthropoda, Insecta, Coleoptera, Curculionidae. The record is from RefSeq and is a predicted model, not a curated record.